GCUACAUUCUGCAAUUUGGUACAAAUCUGUAUUUUUUUUCGAACAGCAUGGGGGUGACCGGUUUGAAUCGAAUCCAUCUAUUAUUUAUGUGUACUGCUGUCUCUUGCUGGUACCCGGUGGCUGCACCAGAAAUCACAGAUGUAAAACUCGUCAAUGGAUCCAACGAAGCUGAAGGAAGAGUGGAGGUCUUGUACGAUGGAUCAUGGGGAACAGUUUGUAGUUUUUCCGGUUGGAAUCUGUUAGCUGCAAGGGUGGUCUGCAAAAUGCUGGGGUACGACGGAGCGUUGGAAGCACCUGGUUCGGCUAGGUUUGGGCAGGGAACCGGUGAUAUUCUAUACGUCAGUUGUGCGGGAACAGAAGACAGCCUGGCAGAUGUAAAACUCGUCAAUGGAUCCAGCGAAGCUAAAGGAAGAGUGGAGGUCUUGUACGAUGGAUCAUGGGGAACAGUUUGUAGUCUUUCCGGUUGGAAUCUGUUAGCAGCAAGGGUGGUCUGCAGAAUACUGGGGUUCGACGGAGCGUUGGAAGCACCUGGUUCGGCUAGGUUUGGGCAGGGAACCGGUGAUAUUCUGUAUGUCAGUUGUACAGGAACAGAAGACAGCCUGGCAGAUGUAAAACUCGUCAAUGGAUCCAGCGAAGCUGAAGGAAGAGUGGAGGUCUUGUACGAUGGAUCAUGGGGAACAGUUUGUAGUCUUUCCGGUUGGAAUCUGUUAGCUGCAAGGGUGGUCUGCAGAAUACUGGGGUACGACGGAGCGUUGGAAGCACCUGGUUCGGCUAGGUUUGGGCAGGGAACCAGUGAUAUUCUGUACGUCAGUUGUGAAGGAACAGAAGACAGCCUGGCAGAUUUGUUUUCAUUCAAUUAUCAAUUACUGACUUCAAUUGCCUCAGCCCAUCCAAAUCCUUUUGGAUUGAGGCUCGUCGAUGGAUCCCACAAAGCUGAAGGAAGAGUGGAGGUCUUCUACGAUGGAUCCUGGGGAACUAUCUGUGAUAAUGGUUGGGAUCUACGAGACGCGAGGGUUGUCUGCAGAAUGCUGGGGUUCAAGGGAGCCUUGGACGCACCUACAUCAGCAAGGUUCGGACAGGGAUCUGGGGAUAUACUUCUCGAUCUUGUGGGCUGUGACGGAACUGAGGAGAAUCUUGCGGAAUGUGCAAAUCUUGGGUUAGGUGUCAAUUACUGCGGACAUGAAGAGGAUGGUGGUGCCAUCUGUUACUCGGGAGCUCAUCCCAACUCUGGGGGAGUACGGCUCGAGGGUGGAUCUAACAGUUCUGAAGGCAGAGUGGAGAUCAUGUUUAACGGCACCUGGGGAACAGUUUGCGACGAUGAAUGGGGUUUGAAAGAUGCAAAGGUCGUAUGCAGAAUGCUGGGAUUUGGCGACGCCUCAGCUGCACCAGGUGCCUCCCGGUUUGGCGAGGGUUCCGGUAAAAUUCAUUUGUCUGUAGUUGGGUGCGAUGGUACGGAAGACAAUCUCGCAGAAUGUGCACAUCUAGGGUUCGGAACGCACAGCUGCCAGCAAGGAGAAGCGGCUGGGGUCACGUGCCUCUUAGGAGUUCGACUUGUCGGUGGAGCCAAUGAAUAUGAAGGAACAGUUGAGAUACUACACGAAGGGUCUUGGGGAACUGUAUGCGAUGAUUCGUGGGACCUGGACGACGCAACGGUUGUGUGUAAACAGUUAGGAUUUGAUGGGGCUGUAGCUGCUCUACCCGAAGCAAGAUUUGGCCAAGGUACUGGUGAAGUCUUGCUCGAAGGUGUUCAGUGCAAUGGGACAGAAUCCAGCCUCAUAGACUGCGAUCAUUGGAUUGGAGUCCAUAGGUGCGGGCACAAAGAAGAUGCCGGCGUCUCAUGCAUGCAUGUAGCUCAACAAGAUUUGACUGAUUUUAUCACUUCUGAUGUUACAAAACUUCCUACUGACUAUCUAAUGUCAGCUACUAACGAUCUGAUGCCAGCUGCUGACGACACUACAGAAGUAUCGUCAAGUAUGCAGAACAUUUCCCUUAAUCAGAUAAACCCGACUAAUAUUGAAGAUGUGAACUUGAAUACAACACCAAGUGUUAUGCCAAAUCUUCCAAAGAUGUUCCUAAUUGGGCUUUGCAUUUUAUUCUUCACUAUCAUUCUGAUAUUGUCUUGCUGGUGCAGUAUUCAAAGAAUUAGAAAAACGUAUAGCAGAAGGGCUGAGGACGAUGUAAACGCCGAUAUUUAUAUGGAUGUGGCGGAUAUUGGCUCAAUGCAAGCUCUUUCGCUAAACCCAGCUUAUCAAGGCCUGAACGCUCCACCUCGGUUACCGAAUAGACAAAAAACCAGUCUACUUCAUCAUAAUUAUGAAUCAAAUAUAGCAACGGAUGGUGACGGAAAAUUCGAUUUGAGUCUCCCGCAAUACAUCAAAAAAGGAGAACCACAUGAAUACAUGGAUAUGACGCCCGUCUAUGAAACACCCGACAAGGAAAAUGAGUGCUAUCUCGAUGGAUAUAUCCUUCCGACCAAGGAUGCAUUAUUGGAUGAUGAAAAGGCACUAAAGGUUGAUCCAGUUCGCAACGAUAAAUCGAAUAAGCACGAGUACAUCGAUAUGAAAACUGUUUACCAAACGCCCUCAGCGGGGAAUGAUGUAGACCUUGAUGGAUAUAUUCUCCCGUGUGAGGACGGCCCCCACAUCGACCCGAGCGCAAACGGUGAAAUUGCCUCAGCCCAUCCAAAUCCGUUUGGAAUAAGGCUCGUCGAUGAAUCCAGCAAAGCUGAAGGCAGAGUGGAGGUCUUCUACGAUGGAUCCUGGGGAACUAUCUGUGAUAAUGGUUGGGAUCUACGAGACGCGAGGGUUGUCUGCAGAAUGCUGGGGUUCAAGGGAGCCUUGGACGCACCUACAUCGGCAAGGUUCGGACAGGGAUCUGGGGAAAUACUUCUCGAUCUUGUCGGCUGUGACGGAACUGAGGAGUAUCUAGCGGAAUGUGCAAAUCUUGGGUUAGGUGUCAAUUACUGCGGACAUGAAGAGGAUGGUGGUGCCAUCUGUUACUCGGGAGCUCAUCCCAACUCUGAGGGGGUACGGCUCGAGGGUGGAUCUAACAGUUCUGAAGGCAGAGUGGAGAUCAUGUUUAACGGCACCUGGGGAACAGUUUGCGACGAUGGCUGGGAUUUGAAAGAUGCAAAGGUCGUAUGCAGAAUGCUGGGAUUUGGCGACGCCGCAGCUACACCAGGUGCAGCCCGGUUUGGCGAGGGUUCCGGCAAAAUUCAUUUGUCUGUAGUCGGUUGCGAUGGGACGGAAGACAAUCUCGCAGAAUGCGCACAUCUAGGUUUCGGAGUGCACAACUGCCAACAUGGCGAAGACGCUGGGGUCACGUGCCUCUUAGGAGUUCGACUUGUCGGUGGAGCCAAUACAUAUCAAGGAACAGUUGAGAUACUACACGAAGGGUCUUGGGGAACUGUAUGCGAUGAUUCGUGGGACUUAGACGACGCUAAGGUUGUGUGUAGACAGUUAGGAUUUGAUGGGGCUUUAGCUGCUCUACACGAAGCAAGAUUUGGCCAAGGUACUGGUGAAGUCUUGCUCGAAGGUGUUCAGUGCAAUGGGACAGAAGCCAGCCUCAUAGACUGCAAUCAUAAAGGGAUAAGAGAACGUAAUUGCGGGCACAAAGAAGAUGCCGGCGUCUCAUGCAUGCAUGCAGCUCAUCAAGAUUUUACUGGAAAUCCCGAUCCUGUCACUUCUGAUGUUACAAAACUUCCUACCGGCUAUCGGAUGUCAGCUACUGAUGUUCUGAUGCCAGCUGCUGACGCCACUACAGUAGUAUCGUCAAGUACGCAGAACAUUUCCCUUAAUGAGAAAAACCCGACUAAUAUUGAAGAUCUGAACUUGACUACAGGACCAAGUGUGAUGCCAAAUCUUCCAAAGAUGUUUCUAAUUGGGCUUUGCGUUUUAUUCUUUACUAUCAUUCUGAUAUUGUCUUGCUGGUGCUUCAUUCAAAGAAUUAGAAGGAUUUAUAUUAAAAGGGCUGAGGACGAUGUAAACGCCGACAUUUAUAUGGAUGUGGCGGAUAUUGGCUCAAUGCAAGCUCUUUCGCUAAACCCAGCUUAUCAAGGCCUGAACGCUCCACCUCGGUUACCGAAUAGACAAAAAACCAGUCUGCUUCAUCAUGAUUAUGAAUCAAAUAUAGCAACGGAUGGUGACGGAAAAUUCGAUUUGAAUCUCCCGCGAUACAUCAAGAAAGGAGAACCACACGAAUACAUGGACAUGACACCCGUUUAUGAAACACCCGACAAUGAAAAUGAGUGCUAUCUCGAUGGAUAUAUCCUUCCGACCAAGGAUGCAUUAUUGGAUGAUGGAACGGCACUAAAGGUUGAUUCAGUUCGCAACGAUAAAUCGAAUAAACAUGAGUACAUCGACAUGAAAACUGUUUACCAAACGCCUUCAGCGGGAAACGAUGUAGACCUCGAUGAAUAUGUUCUCCCGUGUGAGGACAGCUCCCACACCGACCCGAGCGCAAACGGUGAAAAAACCAAUAACCAGGGAUAAAUUGAUAAAAAGGCGCCUUAAACAACUGUUGACAUUUCGAGUUUAAAUUAAGGACUAGAUGCUGCCUUGAAACGACUCAUGGCACGGGGUGAAACCAUGAAUAUAUGGACAUUAAUACUGUAGGUAAAAUAUACAUAACAUAAUAAUGUAUUAUGUAUUAUUAUUAUUAUAAUAAUCUAAAAGAAUGUGACACUUAUGAGUUGUUGCUAAUGCACUUAUUUGUAAUGCACUUAUCCGUAAUGUGUUAUGAUGUACAUAAAUGUGAUGAAACAAAAGGCUAUCGAAUGAGAGCCGUAUUUUAAUGAUAUCAAAUCACGACGGUCAAAACUAUUUCUCCUCUCCUGUACGACGAAAACUGAAAGUAAUGUCAUAUUUAAUUAUAGAUUGAGGUCAUAGGUUCUGCAAGUAAGAUGUAAUUCCUCUUAAGUUUAAUACGGUCUUAAUGACAAUUAAUGCGGAUUCUAUAACCGUUCACACGCAACUUUUUUAAAAGUCAUAUUUAAAGUCAAUGGACAUGUACAAUGAUUAGAUUCAUAUUCAAACCAAUGAUCGAAACGAAGUUGUAGAUCAAAAACUGUCUGACAAAUAUAGGUUUUCUUUCCACUGCGUAAUAUUAUUCCAGACCAAAUUACGGACUUACAUUUAACUUACAUACAAUUUUAUUAUCAUGUAUUAUGUAAUUGUUCCUCUUUAUGAUACGAGAAAUAAUCGUAUACGGAAGAUGGCAUUUGACAAAUGUAUUUGCUCGACCAAGUAAGAGCACAAGUUAAACAUUAUAAGCACUGUACAAAAAUGGAAACAAAUGGAAUCUAUAAAUCAUAUUGCUUUCCUUCAAUGGUUAUAGUGUAUUAUAGCAAAUUACUUAAAUAUUAACUGUACUCUCUUGACUCUAUCAUCACGUUAGAUUGUAAAUUUUUUGCCUAAUUCACUUUGAAAAAAAAAGAUGUACACAGAUGUGAAUUCUUCCUAUUCAUCUGAAUGAUCUAUUUUCUCACUACUUGUAUGUAUCCUAACAAUAAUGAAAGGGAUAACAAGUCAGGUUUUACAUCGCAGCUAAAUAUAAUUAGCUUGCUUUCAA
This is a messenger RNA of Strongylocentrotus purpuratus (purple sea urchin), 5568 nucleotides long. Its product is annotated as deleted in malignant brain tumors 1 protein-like. The transcript is spliced from 12 exons. NCBI's taxonomy places the organism in Eukaryota, Metazoa, Echinodermata, Echinoidea, Camarodonta, Strongylocentrotidae. Gene Ontology annotation, cellular component: membrane. The record is from RefSeq and is a predicted model, not a curated record. The coding region runs from base 48 to 4490 and encodes 1480 amino acids.